Messenger RNA from Anisakis simplex (herring worm), 954 nucleotides. The record is from the annotation of a GenBank genome assembly. Lineage: Eukaryota; Metazoa; Nematoda; Chromadorea; Rhabditida; Anisakidae.
AUGCGGGGUGCUAUCAGUUUGGUGUCAUUGUUAUUGGCAGCGGCUGAAUCACAACGUAAAGCAUUCGUUGAUCCACAAAGUGAUUGUCGUAUUCAGUGCUUGAAUGGUGGUUUUUGUGCUUAUUACGUUGAUAAUCCGGAUGUACAUACAUGCUUGUGUCUUUUGGAUAUGUUCACUGGUGAACGAUGUCAAUAUCAAGUCACACAGACGUCGUCCAUAUUACCGCUAACGACCUUAGCACCAACUACAACACCGCAACCACCUCCAUACUAUCUCAGUGGUCACGAUGAAUACUACAAUCCAAAUAAUUUAGGUAAAAUGGACGAGGAAGGUGAUGACGAUUACACGGAUGGAUGGGACUCGAUAGAAGAUUACGAUACUGAGGAAGAUCAUUUCAAAUCAGAAGAUGAAGAGAAGAAAGUGGAGAGGAACACAGAAGAACGAGAAUAUUCGAACGACAACCAAAUGACGAUGAGUCGUACGCAAACAAAUUCUCGCAUGACUGAACAAUCGAACGAAUUUAACAUUGAACGAGGGCACUCACUGGAUGAUGAUAAUUGGAAUGAUAUCAUGAAAGAUAGCAAUAAUCAUGAAUUCUAUGAUGACAUCACCACAUCAAAACAUUCAGUCUCCUCGAAUAUCCAACCAAAUCCUCAUUAUUUGAGUGGCAUGAACACUGAUGAUAACACCAACAGCAACGAUGAACACGAUCAUAAAUAUGAACCAUCGAGAUCAUCGAUCCAUUCUAAUGAGGAUCACCAUCAGAUGGAUUCAUCGACCGAACGCGGUCUAAUUCCUGAAUCUGAAGCUGAAGAUGAAGGUUGGAUGAUGAGUAAACGACGACGACUCGCUAGUAGUGCUGGCUGUUUACUCGAUAUGAAGCAGUCUUCGAAUCACCUUUCUUUAUUAUUCGUUCUUUUAAGUGCUUUUUCAAUUAUAAGGUGGAUUGCUUGA